AUGCUUACAUUGGAGGAAGCCGGCUUGGCAAAGAAGGCAGCUUCGGCGUCGGCUUCGGCAAUGGUGGUCAGUGCACCUCGUGAUGCUAAUUCGGGUCAGUCUCGAGGCAAGAAUAAAAACCAGAAAAAAUCUGGUGGGGGCCGGAAUUCCAGCACCGGCGGGGGUAGUGGUCAGAACACCGGUGGACAGCAGCCCAGUCGCGGUGGUGGUCCGCAACAGCAGCAGCCGGCCUGGGCUGCAACUCCACCAUGGCAGCACGCCUAUCAGCCAUACCAACCUUGGGGUUGGGCUCCUUGGGCUGCACCUCCCUGCCCAUAUCCCACCCAAGGUUGGGCUAAGCAGCAGCAAGGCCCAAUGCGUCAGCAGCAAGGGGUCUUAGGCCCACGCCCACAACAAGUGUACAUGGCUAAUCCGCAACAGCAGUCCAUGCCUUAUGCCCCGACGGAUAUUGAAUCGGCAAUGCACACUAUGACGUUGAGCCAACCCGAUCCCUCUUGGUACAUGGACACCGGUGCAACUUCGCACAUGACAUCCUCCAACGGUAAUCUCUCGUCUUAUUUUAAUUUGAGCAAUCAUUAUAAUGGUAUUAUUGUUGGUAGUGGUCAUACAAUUCCAAUUCAUGGUUGUGGUCAUACUACAUUGCCUUCCCCAAACCCGCCUUUGUCCCUUACUAAUGUUCUUCAUGCUCCUAAGAUAAUUAAAAAAUUUAAUUUCUGUUAG
This is a messenger RNA of Chenopodium quinoa (quinoa), 720 nucleotides long. RefSeq lists its product as uncharacterized. The transcript has a single exon. The record is from RefSeq and is a predicted model, not a curated record. Bases 1 to 720 code for a protein of 239 amino acids. NCBI's taxonomy places the organism in Eukaryota, Viridiplantae, Streptophyta, Magnoliopsida, Caryophyllales, Amaranthaceae.